UUGACGAAAUAUACACCACAUAAAAAGCUCAAGAACUUCCGUUUAUUCGACACAGUGGGCUUGGGUAAAAGCUAUCGACAAGGUUUCUAUCUUAAGCCUGUUUUAAAGGUUGUUAAAGGCGAUAUUCGACCUGAAGACAAGUUCAAACCUUCCACUCCAAUUCAUGAAGGAAGUAAAGAAUUCCGGUCAGAUCCAUAUAGAAAAAGGAGAUUUCAUUGCGUUGUUUUUGUAUGUGAUGCCAAUGUUAUCGGACCGGACAAUAUUUCAAGAACAAAAAUCAAAGACCUGAAACAUGAGUUACAAUCUCUAGACAUACCAGUAAUUGUGUUACUAACCAAGAUUGACGUAUUGUGUGAACUGGUUGAAGAAGAUAUUGAGAACACUUACAGGAGUAGAAAAGUUAAAGAAGCUGUACUUUUAGCACAGGAGUUGUUCGAUGUUCCGAAACAAAACAUUUUUCCGGUUACAAACUAUAAAGCUGAAAUGAAGAUGGACGUCAAGAACGAUAUUUUAUCACUUCUAGCUCUGAGGCAAAUGAUUUCCAUUGGAAGAGAUCCUUUUCUGCGGAAAAAAGUGCCGAAGAAGAUCAGUAGAAGAAACAGGAAUGAAACACCGCUGUUACUACUAUGACUAGUAUUAAAUCAGG
Molecule: messenger RNA, 646 nt
Organism: Mercenaria mercenaria
Lineage: Eukaryota; Metazoa; Mollusca; Bivalvia; Venerida; Veneridae
Product: interferon-induced protein 44-like
Exons: 4
Source: RefSeq, a predicted model, not a curated record